AUGCGCCGCGUCCUUCUCCCGGCAGCGGCGGCGGGGGCCUCGCGUCGGAUGCGGUGGUUUGUGGGCCUAUGGGCGGUGCGAGGCCUCUCCACCGCCCCCGACGCCGCGGCGGGCGGCACGAAGAUGUCUGGCUUUGAGUUUUCCACCCCGAACUUCUCCCUCGACGGCGGAGUGGACGUGGGCGCGGACGACGUCGUGAGGGAUUUGGUGACAAGCCCCGUGACGGACCUCGACUUUGUGCGCGACGUGUACGGCCCGUGGUUGGUGCUGACGGAGGAGCUGCAGGGGGAGCUCUUCGUCGACCACGAUCGUAUGGUCUACCUGCGGCCGGCGAACGGGCUCGGCUUCGGCGUCGGGCGCAUCGAAGUCGCGGAGCCCGGCACCGCCGGCACCGCCUUUUCGCUCCAGCUGGAGUCCUACACGUACCCGGUGACGAGCGUCAUGGCGCCCUACGCCCCCACCGCGCUGGAGGUCACCGGCCUGCUGAAGCGUGUGGAGUCCACCUCCGGCGAGUACGCGACCUUUUCGCUGGUCGCGACGUGGCGCAAGAAGGACGGAACAAGCGGCAAGUUCAACGCCGCCAAACUCUCCCCGUGGGAUCCCGCCACGAGCGCCAAGCCGUGGGAACCCAGGGCGGAGCUGCAGAGCAUCUUCCACGAGGUCUUUCCCAAGCCACUUGUCCUCACCUCACAUUUGCGGCGGUCGCAGGCGGCGCGUGAGGCGAGCGGUGACCCCGGCCGCGCGCAGCCGCACCACCUCUCACUGGAGCCCUACCACGUGGGUGACGUUCCCGGUCUUCACUACAUCCCCAACUACAUUUCGGAGGACGAGGAGCAGCAGAUACUGCAACUUGUGAAGGACACACCAAAGGAGCUAAAGACGCAGCUGGAGAAGCGUACUGUGCAGGAGUGGGGCUGCACCAUGUGUGAGGAGUGCAACAAGAGCUUCGUUGCCGACAGGAACAUGCCACCGUGGGUGGAUGCCUGUAACGACAUGCUGUUGCAUGAUGGUAUCUUUACCCCGAGCACGUUCCCCAACAGCGUCCGCGUACACGAGUACCAGGUCGGUGAGGGCAUCGGCGCCCACUGUGAUGGGCCUAUUUACGUUCCACUUGUCUCCGUCUUGUCGCUGAACUCCCCGUGCGUCAUGUUUUUUUACGCCCGACGGGAGCCGUAUGCGCAGCCCAUGGAGCACUACAAUGACACCUUCCGCUUUGACACCGGCAUAGCUGUGGAGAAGCCUCUGCAGUUUGUCGUGAUGGAGCCGCGCUCGCUGCUGCUCUUCCGCGGCGAUGCGUACUACUACCACCCACACGGCACCUCGGAUCGUGAGGUGGACGAGCUAUCGCCCGACGUCGCGGGGAAACUUGUCAACCGCCACCUCCUGCAGGACCCCAGUAUCACAGAAGUCAAGAAGUCGUAUCGCGUGAGCAUCACAACGAGAAAUUUGCUGCCGCGCUGCAACCAUCAGCCCACGCGGGCUGAGUACGGUAUGAAGCGGGCGUGGUACGUGUACAACCAGCUGCCGGUGCCGGAGCCGCUCGUGACGCCCGCCCCACUGCCGCCGACGCCAGCAUCAACAACAACAACAAAUACUACUACUACUACUACAGUAAGUGGGAAAAUGCAGGAGCAUAAAGACACUUCAGUAGCCGCAGCAGCGGUUAAAGCAGACUCUGACAUCAAUUUUUCGGAUCUCGAAAAGAAGCUGGACGCCCUACUCACCCAACAAAGCUCUCUUGUGGAGCAGGUAGGUGAGCUUCGUCAGCUGAUGGCAAACGAGGCAACGUUCCGCAGUGAAGUGUCAACAGUGCUGAACCACCUUUCCUCUACGAUGCUGGAUAUCGACAGCAAGCUGGAGGAUAGGGAGGAGCGGGAGGCGAGCAGCAAGUAG
Molecule: messenger RNA, 1893 nt
Organism: Trypanosoma conorhini
Lineage: Eukaryota; Euglenozoa; Kinetoplastea; Trypanosomatida; Trypanosomatidae
Product: alkylated DNA repair protein alkB like protein 6
Exons: 1
Coding region: 1-1893 (630 amino acids)
Source: RefSeq, a predicted model, not a curated record